Molecule: messenger RNA, 2396 nt
Organism: Dinoponera quadriceps
Lineage: Eukaryota; Metazoa; Arthropoda; Insecta; Hymenoptera; Formicidae
Exons: 10
Coding region: 4-1458 (484 amino acids)
Source: RefSeq, a predicted model, not a curated record
AGAAUGGCGAAGAAGACAGCGCCGGCGGCGCUGCAAACGGAGGUCUUGAACGACGAGGAAUGGGCGAAGAUGCUAAAACGGAAGGGAUUAAUAGUUGUGGACAUAUACUCGGACUGGAGCGGUCCUUGCACAGGCAUGGUGAGCAUCUUGAAGAAGAUCAAGAUGGAGAUUGGAGGUGACGCGUUGAGCUAUGCCACGGUGAGCUGCGAUCGCGUCACCGACCUGCGGAGGUUUCAGGGAAAGAGCGAGCCGACGUGGAUGUUCAUUCACGAAGGGCGAAUGAUCAACUUAAUGUUCGGGGCGCACUGUCCGCAAUUUGUGAAAAUGCUGACAACAGAGCUCGAAAGGGUUCAAAACGGCGAUCAGCACGAAUUCUCGAUGGACGUUUGGGAGAGAAGCCCGGAGGAAGUGACGCGAUUAAAGAUCCAGGAGGAGACUAAGAUAGCCAAAGAGACUGCAAGAAAGUCCCGGAAAGAGGCCGAGGCUAAAGCGAGAUACGAGGCGGAAAUGCUGCAUCUGACGGCGUCAUUGUGCAACGAGACCUGUCUGCUGUUGUUUCCGUGGAUAUUUAAAGACGAAGAAGGACGCAGAAGGGAUAAGAAGGCGAGUCCACCGUACGUGGAGCUAGUCGAGGAAUUAUUGCCGGAGUGUUACACGGUGGAACAAGAAUUGCGUAAACGGCUGAACGAGGAUCUGCUCCGUCAGAUACUCGACGAGUCGAUGUACAACUUCUCGGAGUACGUCAAGCAAUUGCUGCUCGACGGCAAAUGUAUGUUCAUACGGCUGAAGAUCGCCGAGGAAAAGAAGGAUCUCGACGUUCACAAUUACCUUUUCAGUAUCCUGUUCGACCAACCGACGUUACCGGAGUCGGAAGAUGAACUGACCGAAGAGUGCUACGCCGGAAGGCAUUGUCCGGCUUUCGAAGUCCUUGACAAGGAAAAUAAAAAAUUUCCUUUCAUUUGGACACCACCGAAUCCUAGAAAUAAGGCAGUCGUUUUCCGCACGAUAUUCAACGUUUACACUAAUAUGACAUAUCCGUACGAAGAUAAGAUGGCAAACGUGCCGAUAAUCGUCUUCAAAUACGAUUACACGCGCAAAAAUGACUUAAAAAUGGUACUGGAAAUGUUCAAUGACGACGUUAUCGAUUUCGGUGUAUUCGAGUACGAUAAGCCGCCCGAGGCUAAAAUGAUCGCCAAAAGUAUAGAGGCGUUUGAGACGAACAAGGAAGAAAAGACAGGUUACGAAAUUUUCGUCUGCACGGUGAAGAAAGUAGGUUGCGAGGCAUUUUUGGGCUUCGCCGGGAUCGGACCGUUUCAUGUGAGCGAAAACCCGGAGAAGGCUACCGAAGAGUCGAAACUGUACUUCCCGGACGUUACUGCUGUGGAGGAAACGCAAUCGGACGACGAGGAGAAACCCGAAGAACUGGAAGAGCAGCAAGAGAACACAACGGAAUCUUAAUCUUCCCAGGCAACACACGGAGGUCUUCUGCGGACAUUCUUCCGAGAUAAGUGGGAUAACCUGAGGAUAUCCAGUUUUAUUCCCAUUUUCUCAGAAUAUCCCGAAAACGAGGGAACGAGCGCCUCGAGUUAUAUCUGGAAAUAUUCUCAGGAUAUUCUAGGAUUUUAGAUUUCUAAGAUUGUCCAUCUGUGAUCCUUGGGACAUCCACAAUGCAACCAAAAUUAAUCUAUAAAAUGUUAUUGAGAUACAUAUUAUUUUAAGGAUCAAUUUAGCGUAUAUUCUUUUUCAAGAUUAUUUUAGGAUAUAUUUAAUAAUGAUUCAGAAAGAAACGUGUUGUAUUAUAUAUAAAUAAACCUUGUUUUGUUAAUUUUAUCUGUAUACAUAUGUAUGUAAUACAAAGAAAAUAUGAAUAUUUUGAUAUUUCGUGACGAGAGUGUAUAUCACAUCACGGAAAUAAAAUUUCAAAACCUGUUUUCACUAAAGAAAAUACGUAUAAUGUAUAUUUCUUAAUCUUCACAAUUUAGCUGCUUUUUCAAUUUGAAAUACUGUAAAAAUUGUGUUAGCUUCCUCGAAAAUUUUUUUCAACUUUUUCUUUUAAUAACUAUAUAAUUGUAUUGAUCAAACUUAUUUAGAAAUAAAAAGAGCUAUAUAUUUAUUUUUCUUCGUAUUACGUUUGCUUAUAAUGUUUAAAGACGUCUUAAUGACUGAUUAUGAUUGAUGUUAGAAAUGUCAAUAAGAUAUCAUUAACGUCAUUUGACGUCACCCUAUCUGGUUUUUUUGAUUAUGUCCCGAUUUUUUGAAGUCGAUAUCCCGCCGAUAAUUGGCUGAUCGAGAGUUGGUCAUCCUAUGUACAAUGUACUUACCUAAGAUUCCAAGAGAAUGAAAAAGAAAAAUUGCAAGGAAAUGCAGAAAAUUUCAAAUAAAAAAAAUAAUUUCAA